AUGAAAUAUUCAGAAUUGCAGAUACAGAAGGAUAUGCAAGAAGAUGUUCUUUGUGGCAAUGACGAAGAAUUUGUCACUGAUGGAGUGGAAGAUGAGGCAUCUAUUUUGGAACCGGAAGUGACACUAUUAGAAAACAAUGAAUUUCCUGGUGAGUCAACUUUAUCAUCUACUUCUUCAACACCUGUAUCCUUUGGGCAUAGAAAGAGUUCUGAUCAACCCAAAAUUUCAUCAUUUACUAUCAACAGUAAGAGAUCCACGAAACUUGAUAGAUGCUUGGGAUAUUUUGUGGCUGUGGAUAUGCAACCCUACAAUAUUGUGGAGAAUGAUGGUUUCAAGCAUUUGAUACAGACAAUGCAGCCUGGAUAUGUAUUGCCAUCAAGGAAAACUCUGAUAGAAGUAAUCAUCCCGAAAAUGUAUGAUACCACAAAGCUUAAGAUUAAAAGCUACAUCGAUUCCGCUUCAUAUAUAUCUUUUACUACUGAUGCCUGGACUUAUGUAGCUUCAAAACCAUUCAUUUUGCUCACUGCACAUUUGAUCAAUAAUGAUUGGGCUAUACAGAGUGCAGUUCUGAAUUGUAGAGAGAUGAGUGAGGAUCAUACUGCAGAAAAUGUUUGUGAUGCUUUAAAAGAUCUAUUACAGGAGUGGGACAUACCGGAACAAAAAGUUGUAGGAUUCACAACUGACUCUGGCGCAAAUAUAGUCAAAGCAAUAAAUCUUAUGAAAAUAAAUAGAGUCAGUUGCUUUGGACAUACCAUCAAUACACCUGUAACAAAAAUAAUGGAUUCGCCAGAUUUAGAAACGAUAAUUACGAAAAUACAAUUUGCCAGAUAA
Phaedon cochleariae (mustard beetle) is the source of this 831-nucleotide messenger RNA. The record is from the annotation of a GenBank genome assembly. Lineage: Eukaryota; Metazoa; Arthropoda; Insecta; Coleoptera; Chrysomelidae.